AUGGCAAGAAACUCUCAAACCGAACAGACGGUCUUCUUUCUUCUUUUAUUCUUGGCAAUAAUAUUUGAAACUUCCCAUGCUGGUGGCAUCGCCAUCUAUUGGGGCCAGAAUGGCAACGAGGGCACCCUGACCGCAACCUGUGCCACGGGCAGGUAUACCUACGUUAACAUAGCCUUCCUUUACAAAUUUGGCAAUGGUCAAAGCCCUGAAAUCAACCUAGCUGGUCACUGUAAUCCAGCAUCCAAUGGUUGUACCGGUGUUAGCAACGACAUAAGAAGCUGUCAAAGCCAAGGAAUCAAGGUCAUGCUCUCAAUUGGAGGCGGUGCUGGCAGCUACUCUCUGGCUUCACAAGCAGACGCCAAAAAUGUAGCCGAUUAUCUAUGGAACAAUUUUUUGGGUGGUCAAUCCUCUUCCCGUCCACUAGGCGACGCAGUGUUGGACGGCAUUGAUUUUGAUAUAGAGCUUGGCUCAACCCAAUAUUGGGAUGAUCUUGCUCUUUAUCUAUCAGCCUACAGCAACCAGGGAAGGAAGGUGUAUUUAACAGCUGCUCCCCAGUGUCCAUUUCCUGACAGUUUUUUGGGGACUGCCCUUAAUACGGGCCUCUUUGACUAUGUUCGGAUUCAGUUUUAUAACAAUCCCCCUUGCCAAUACACUUCAGGCAACACUAACAACCUUGUCAACUCAUGGAACCAGUGGACUUCAUCCAUAAAAGCAGGGAAUAUAUUUUUGGGGUUACCGGCAGCACCAGCAGCGGCUGGAAGUGGGUAUAUUCCACCGAAUGUGUUAACUUCUCAAAUACUUCCGGUGAUUAGGAGCUCAGCUAAGUAUGGAGGUGUUAUGCUUUGGUCUAAGUUCUAUGAUGAUCAGAACGGUUACAGUGCCUCCAUUGUGAAUAGCGUGUGAUCAAGUCAUACUUGGUGGUGUACUCUCUUUUAAGACAGACUUUAGCUUGGUCUUCUCUAAUAAAUAAAUAACUAUAAUAAAUUGAGAGAUGUCCUUAUCAGUUUCCAUGAUUUAAGUAAUGAUUGAUUCUCCUCAUCGAAUUAAAGAAAUGAGCAUGAACAACUUGCCUUUGUCCUUGUCUUUGUCUUUGCCUUUGUCUUAGUCUUACGCUCUCUACAACUUGGGCAGUGGUGUCUGAAGAGGGUGCCGUUGAUGGAAAUAUUUGGUCUGGGCUACGGUCCGGU
Durio zibethinus is the source of this 1187-nucleotide messenger RNA. Its product is annotated as hevamine-A-like. Gene Ontology annotation, molecular function: chitinase activity. The record is from RefSeq and is a predicted model, not a curated record. NCBI's taxonomy places the organism in Eukaryota, Viridiplantae, Streptophyta, Magnoliopsida, Malvales, Malvaceae. Gene Ontology annotation, cellular component: extracellular region. Gene Ontology annotation, biological process: carbohydrate metabolic process.